AUGCCUGGCAUCGUCCGCAAUGGGCGUAAACGGCCCUCACCAGAGGCACCCGAAUACGAUUCAGACUCAGACCUCCCCACGCCUGUCUCUGUGAACGGCAACAAACGCGCUCGCUACGCCCGCGACGCGUCUGGCAGUCCCUCUCCGACGAAUGGCAACCGCAGCCGCCACAAUGUCUCAGCGAACGGCAUUUACGAUAACGAUGUUUUUCAACCCGGUUCGAUCGUACGGGUCAAGCUCACGAACUUCGUCACAUACACCGCCGCCGAGUUCCACCUGGGUCCCAGUUUGAACAUGAUCAUUGGUCCAAAUGGAACGGGCAAGAGUACACUUGUCUGCGCGAUUUGCUUGGGUCUCGGAUGGUCGUCGAAUCUCUUGGGAAGAGCCAAGGAGAUGAGCGAGUUCGUCAAGCACGGUGCGGACGAAGCUACGAUCGAGAUCGAAUUGGCUAAAGCGGAGGGCAUGCGUGCAAACCCAGUUGUCACGCGAACACUGCGUAGAGCCGACAACAAGAGUGUCUUCUUCCUUGACGGCAAGCACGCGAACAAGAACGCUGUCAUGGACAUGUGCAAGCGCUUCUCCAUCCAGAUCGACAAUCUGUGCCAGUUCUUGCCACAAGAUCGAGUCGUCAAAUUUGCCGAGAUGGCGGACACAGAGCGACUUAAGGCGACUUUGGAUGCGGCAGCUCAUCCCCAAAUGAGCGAGUGGCACAAUCUACUCAAGACCUUUCGCGAACAAGAGAAAGAGCUUGAGAUAAAGCGGCACGCCGAUUCAGAACAUCUCAAGAAGCUGGAGGCUCUUCAGAACACGACGCGAGGUGACGUCGAACGAUGGAACCAGCGUCAGCAGCUUGCGACAAAAGCGGCAGCCCUCGAGAAGGCACGGCCAGUGAUACAGUUGAGGAUACGCAAGAACGAGUUCGCCCGAUUGAAGGAGGACGCCGAACAAGCGAACCGAGAGCUGGCUGAGCUACAAGCCGAAGUCGAGCCCACCAGACAAGCGGAAGCGGAUGCACAGUUUUAUCAUGAUCAGGCCAAGCAGGUCGUGCAGCGCCGUAAGCAGAUGAUGGACAUGAUCAAGAAGCAGGCAGAGAAGAAAGCACAGGCAAUUGGUGCGGAGAACAAGAACAUUCAAGUAUUCAAGGACCAGAUUACCGGCGAAAUUCGCUCCAAGCAGGGUCGCCAACAGGACUUUGCUCGUCUCACGAAGAAGAUCGCAGAUCUCGAGCGGAAACGAUCGGAACAACCUGUCGAAUAUGAUGAAACUUCGUUCCGACAACGUAAAGAGGAGUUGCGCCAAGAGACCUCAAUAGCGGAUCGUCAGAUUACCGAGCUGCGAAGUGCAAUGUCGGCCAUAUCAGCUGAGAUUGGAGACUUCACUGCACAGAGGAAGUCGGUUCAACAACAACGGGAGCGCCUUGACACACAAAGCGGCAAACAAGCCAGUCUACUCCAGAAGCUCUCCCCCCACACGGCCCAGGCAUGGGAGUGGUUCCAAAAUAACAAGGCGCAAUUGCCUUUGAGAGGCGAGGUCUAUGGACCACCAAUCUUGACAUGCUCGCUCACAGACACCAAGUACGCAGAUGCUGUAGAAAGCCAGGUGAGAUUGGGUGACGCCGUUGCCUUCACGUUCACGAAUAAGGACGACCAACAGCUUCUGCUCCAUGAGUUCACGAGUAAGGACAAGCUUGGUCUGCACAAUGUCUAUCUCAGGACUUCGCCGAAGCCAUUGUCUGCCUUUCCUCCCCCCGUUCGUGACGCAGACCUGCCACGGUAUGGAUUCGAAGGCUAUCUCCGCGAUUACAUCACCGGACCUGAGCCGGUUAUUGCGAUGCUUUGCGACAACGUUAAACUCAACAAAGUUGCGUAUGCUGCAAAGUCGAUUACCGAGCGGCAACAUGCAGAGGCAUCGAGUAGUCCGAUUCAGGCGUGGGUCAGCGGUCGAGAAACGUACAGAAUCACCACGCGCCGAGAGUAUGGCGUUUCUUCUACCUCCGUUAACCAUCUCAAGAGGGCAUCUUUCUUUGUGGACCAGCACGUCAACUCAGACGAAAAGAUGCGACUUGACGAACAGCUACGCAAGAUGGAACGCGAAGGUCAAGAUAUGGUCAGUAAGCAUAAAGCAGCAAAGACUGAAGUUCUGCGGCUCGAGGAUGAGGUCAAGGCUUUGAAAAACCAGAGGGACGGCAUCGUGAAAGAGGAAGCCCAAAUCAAGAAGGCCAGGGCCGAAUGGGCUGCUCUUCCCCGUCAGAUCGAGCAAAAUAAGACCGAGUUGCAAGAGUAUACCGAUCUCAAUGCACAAACGAGCAACCGCAUUCGGGACAUCAAGGCUCAGUCACGACAAUGUUCGCUGAAGACCGCUGGCCUUGCUCUAGAUUAUGCUAAAUCCGUCACUGAGUUCCGUCGCCACCACGAGACUGUCGUUGAGGCGGAGAUCCGUCUGAUCGAAGCUGCUUCGGAAGUCCGGGCUUUCGAGAAAGAGAACAAACAAAUCUUAGAGCGCCUCCGGUCAAGAGAGACGCAAGUCCAGCAGCUGGAGCAGGCUAAGGCUGACAUGAAACGAGCACUCAAAGUAGAGCAAGGCGCUGCUCAAAGACUGCUCAACGAACUGACACCAGAAGAGCACUCAAUCGUUGUUGAGUACAAGGACCUCGAAACCGUUGCUCUGCUCGAGGACGAAAUCCAAUCGGUCAGUGCUAGGCUCGAUAUGAUGUCUGGAGGAGAUAGUUCCGUGGUUAGGACGUACGAGAAUCGCGAAAUUGAGAUUCAAAAGACGAAGGAGUCUUUGGAGAAGCACGUCGCAGCCCUGGAAGAGGCGCAGGCCAAGAUUGAAGAGAUCAAGGGUCCCUUCGAGAAUCAGCUAGAUGAGCUCAUUGAGAAGAUCAGCGGCGCUUUCUCAUAUAACUUUGCGCAGAUUGGCUGUGCCGGCGAGGUCUCGGUUUACAAGGACAAGGACGACUUUAAUGCCUGGUCCAUUCAGAUCUACGUUCGCUUUCGUGAGGGCGAAAGCAUGUCCGUGCUCAAUGCCAAUCGUCAGUCAGGUGGUGAGCGUGCUGUCUCAACGAUCUUCUACCUCAUGGCUCUCCAAGACCUUGCGCGAGCACCGUUUCGCGUUGUCGACGAGAUCAACCAAGGUAUGGAUCCACGUAACGAGCGUAUGGUUCACGAACGGAUGGUCGAUAUCGCUUGUCAAGAGCGUACAAGCCAAUACUUCCUCAUCACACCAAAGCUAUUGACAGGCUUAAAAUUCCAUCACAAAAUGAGGGUUCAUGUCAUCAACAGCGGUGAACACGUCCCGAAGAGUACGACCUCGAAGGAUGAGUGGAACCUCAAAGAGCUGGCGAAGAUCGCGCUUGCAGUUAGAGGGCGUGUUAGUGCUGCUGCCUAA
Molecule: messenger RNA, 3387 nt
Organism: Didymella exigua CBS 183.55
Lineage: Eukaryota; Fungi; Ascomycota; Dothideomycetes; Pleosporales; Didymellaceae
Product: P-loop containing nucleoside triphosphate hydrolase protein
Exons: 5
Coding region: 1-3387 (1128 amino acids)
Biological process (GO): double-strand break repair via homologous recombination
Cellular component (GO): Smc5-Smc6 complex
Molecular function (GO): ATP binding; ATP hydrolysis activity
Source: RefSeq, a predicted model, not a curated record